AACGAAGAUUUCGAGUUUUAAAACUGCUUUUCUGCUUUGCUCUCUCUGAACCUCAGUUUCAAGAGUAGCAAACCCUAACGCCUCUUUUGAUUAUUCCCACUUGCAAGGGUUUCUCUUCGCUUCUCAAGAUAUUCACCCAAUUCUAAGUUUCAUUGCUGGAGUUUAAUAGAGUUAUGAUGGAUUUUGAUGAAUAUGAGUAUUUAGAGAAAACUGUUGAAAAUCCUGAAUUUAAUAAGGAGAAGCAAAAUGGUGGGGACAGAACUGUGAAAUCUGAAGAGAGGGGCCAUAGUAGGAGUUCCAAGCAUAAGGGUAUUGAGAAGGACGAUGAUGUUGAUUACCAUUCCAAGCAUCUGAAAUCUGGAGAUGAUUCUCGUGAUCAUGACAGGUCGAAAGAAAGAGGCUCGUCUCGCCAUGGUUCACAGUCUAGAGAUGGAGACAAGGAGAAGGAUCAGCAUAGAAGCUCUGGGGGUAAUAGGGAUAGGAAGAGAGAUAGGGAAAGAGACAAUGAGGACAAGUAUGGAAGGGAGAGAGACAGAGACCGGGACCGUGACCGUGACCAAGAAAGAGACAGAAGAGACCGGGGGAGUGAGAGUGAACGGGAAAGGGAGAAAGAGCACUCGCGGCGAAGCAGAAGUAGAUCUGAAAGGCAUCCAAGUCAUCUGGAUGACAAAGACAAAGAGACAAGUCGUGACAGAGAAAGAAGCCGGGAUAAGGAUUACAAAGAUAGAGAAAGGGUGAGGGAAUCAAGGGAACGAGAUAGAGAAAGCAGACGACCUAAAGAGAAAAAGGAAGAAACAACAGAACCUGAGGUUGAUCCUGAAAGAGAUCAAAGAACUGUGUUUGCUUAUCAGAUUUCUCUGAAAGCAGAUGAAAGAGAUGCAUAUGAGUUCUUCUCAAGGGCUGGCAAGGUGCGAGAUGUUCGCUUGAUUAUGGACCGCAAUUCAAGACGUUCUAAGGGUGUUGGAUAUAUUGAGUUUUAUGAUGUCAUGUCUGUCCCCAUGGCAAUAGCACUUUCGGGCCAACCUCUUCUUGGUCAACCAGUGAUGGUGAAGCCAUCAGAAGCUGAAAAGAAUUUGGUUCAGUCCACAACAUCUGUUGCUAGUGGACCCACUGGAGUUAUAGGCCCUUAUUCAGGGGGAGCAAGAAGGCUGUAUGUUGGCAAUCUGCAUUUCAAUAUCACUGAAGCUGAUCUUCGCAGGGUCUUUGAAGCAUUCGGUCAGGUUGAGCUAGUUCAGCUGCCUCUUGAUGAUAGUGGGCACUGUAAAGGUUUUGGCUUUGUUCAGUUUGUGCGCCUUGAAGAUGCAAGAAAUGCCCAGAGCUUGAACGGUCAAUUAGAGAUUGGUGGCAGGACAAUCAAGGUAUCGGCUGUUACUGAUCAAUCCGGCAUGCAAGAAGUUGGUGGAAAUACUGGUGAUUUUGAUGAUGAUGAAGGAGGUGGCUUGUCCCUGAAUGCAUGUUCGAGAGCAUUACUCAUGCAGAAGUUGGAUCGGAGUGGCACUGCAUCAAGCAUGGUUGGUUCCCUUGGUAAUUCUGUUGUCAACAGCUCAAGUCUUAAUCUACCAGCAACAGGAAACAUACCAGCAGCAGCAGCUCUUCUGGGAGCAGCAUCUGUGGGUUCUCCACUGGUUUCCCCCCUUUCUUCUGUUCCUGCAGUAGCUGGAUUGCCAGGUGGAGGUCUCCAAAUUCCCACUGCUACAAUCCCUUCUAUUGAUACAAUAGGUGUUCCAAGUGAAUGCUUAUUGUUAAAGAAUAUGUUUGAUCCCAAAGAUGAGGACGAACCAGAUUUUGAUUUGGAUAUUAAGGAAGAUGUUGAAGCAGAAUGCUCCAAGUUUGGGAAAUUAAAACACAUAUAUGUUGACAAGAAGAGUGCUGGUUUUGUCUACUUAAGAUUUGAAGAUACCCAAUCCGCUGUAAGUGCACAGCGGGCCUUGCACGGAAGAUGGUUUGCUGGGAAGAUGAUCACUGCAAGCUUCAUGGUGCCCCAGUCAUAUGAGGAUAAAUUCCCAGAGAGCAGAUAAAUUCAUGGAAUCAGUAUUAGGUAGUUGUUGCAUGAGAGGAGUAAUCUCGUGGCAAAAACAAUCAUCUUCAGAUUUAAACGUCCUAUUAUAGUAUUACAGUUGUAGCUUGGCAGUGUUACUGAUUGAGAGAAGGGUUUUGUGAUUCUUGGAAACACUCGUUUUAUUCGACUUCGGCUAAUUGCAAUCACACAAAGUUUUGAUGUAUAUGCCUAUAAGGAAACCACUGAGGAGUUAGUUAAGACAAGUUUAGCGUUUUCUUUUUGUUGUCGGUUAACAAGUUUAUGAAGAGAUAAGAUAAUGCUACUC
Messenger RNA from Abrus precatorius (Indian licorice), 2324 nucleotides. Its product is annotated as RNA-binding protein 39. Gene Ontology annotation, cellular component: nucleus. Gene Ontology annotation, molecular function: RNA binding. Lineage: Eukaryota; Viridiplantae; Streptophyta; Magnoliopsida; Fabales; Fabaceae. The coding region runs from base 174 to 2018 and encodes 614 amino acids. Gene Ontology annotation, biological process: mRNA processing. The record is from RefSeq and is a predicted model, not a curated record. The transcript is spliced from 14 exons.